CACACACACACACACACACACACACACACACACACACACACACACACACACACACGGUAUGUAGCAAAUAACAACACAACAUUCCUGUUCGACUUUAGCUCGUACUUUUCUCAAAACAACAAGUACACGUCCGUGAAGUCAGCUUUAAUAUCGUUUCACCGUCACGCCUUUCAGAAUGCUAUGAACCAGCUCGUCCGCUUUGAUCCGUCCUGUGCUUGUUGCCAGCCUUGUCUGAUAAUUCAGUAUAGCAGACAAGCUAAUGUCGUGUGCGGAGAGAGCGAACCAACGCCUGCCUGCGUCCGCGUCGGUGUCGGCAUCCUACCCACACCGACGUCUCAUGGAAGGUUAGAAGAUGCUCCGGAUUUUCCAGCUCAUCUUUUUACUAGGCAGUUUGCAUGUUCAGCUGAAUGGAGUUGGGGCUUUUGAUGGACCUCAUAUAAGGCUAUUGGAUGGAGACAACGAGUGCUCAGGGAGAGUCGAGGUACUUCGCCACAACCAGUGGGGGACGGUUUGCGACCAUGGCUGGGACCUAAGGGAGGCUGAUGUGGUGUGCCUGGAUUUGGGCUGUGGCUUGGCCGAAUCUGCCCUUCACGGGGCAGCAUACGGGCAAGGCAGCGGGGAGAUCUGGCUUCGUCAUGUCCAGUGCUCGGGCCACGAGGCCAGCCUGAUGCGCUGUGCCACUGUCCUCCACAGUGACCCCCACUGCACCCACCUGAACGAUGCCGGUGUCAAAUGCUCAGGGACCCUGCUGAUGCCGUCGCUGUCCCUGCUGUCCCCAAACGCUGUGUUUGUUGCCGGCGAGGCCGUGCGCUUUAGCUGCACGGUGCUCCUGGGACACCACCUCAGCGACUUCCACCUGUACAAGCAGGGCGUGUCCACGCCACUGGUGACCCAGCGAGUGGACCAGUUCCAGACCCGCGUGGAGCUCACCCUGACUGACCUGGAGACCUUCCACCAGGGCAGCUACAGCUGUGUGUACCGGAUCAGGGGCAGCUCCCCCUCCCAGCUCCUCGCCUCUCCCCCCAGCAACUCCAUCAACAUCACCGUGGUGGAGCUGCUGACUCCCCAGCACUGGUACAACACGUCGACGGAGGCCCCCGUGGGCUCGGUGAUCAAGGGCCAGGGCUUCAACAUCACCUGCGUCACCAAGCAGCAGUACCCAGGGGCCUCCUUCCAGCUGCGCCUUAGCCGGUCCAACGGGACCGUGCGCCAGUCGCUGCCCGCGCUCACGCCCGCCGUCACCUUCACCUUCUCCAGCGCCCAGAGCUCCAACGAGGGCUACUACUACUGCCUGUACCGCGUCCAGCUGGGGGGCCGCACCUUCAUAUCCAGGGAGAGCCAGCCCCUGCCCAUAGCCGUCAGAGAUCCUGACCCAGUGCUGAGUCCUAUGGUAAUCAGUUGGUUGGUGUCGGGCCUGACGUUUGUCGUCGCGCUCAUCAUUAUCAUCAUCGUGGCCAAGGUCCUAUGCCAAAGGGAGGAGAAGCCGUCUGAGCUGGAGAGGGAGACGAGGACCUGUGUGGACAACACUUACGUUGCCUUAUCAAUCAACAAGAUAUGACGAGCAUUGCAAAGGGUGAAUACAUCCCAAGUCUGGCAAGACCUUGGAGCUGGCGAAUGGCUUUGAUGGAUCCUUAGUUAAACAGAACAUGUGCAUUGUACUCCAGUGGUCGACUGGCAUUUUGAUGAUGGCAAAGGCUUUGAUGUUGUAGCUUCAAAGUUGAGCCCCCUUGUGGAAUGGCUGCUGGGAAGUGUGCGGUUAUUGAUGAGGCCAGAGCAAACUCCAAAGAGCUGCACAGCGAUAGGUAGACCCCGCUCUACCCCCACAACCCCUCUUUAAAGUACUAAAAGCAGUUUGAGGAUGGGACGUUAAGUAAGACCAGAUGUACCGUCAUGCUGAACACUAACCACAACUAUGUUAAACAAACGACACACUUUGUGGAUAAAUUGGAAAGGACAGCGGGUGUGGUGGCAGUUUCACUGUAGUAUGUUCGGACCUCCUGUAUUAUAUCAUGGAUAUAGAAGACCUACCAAGGAUGCAAGGAAUUUAGAAAUGAAGUCCACAUUGAACUCGUACUAGACUUCAGAUUCACUCAGGCUAUUGCUGUAAUCCCAUGUUUAAAUGUGCAGAAUGGUAAUAGCGACUUGAAUGAACCUGCAAAGAAUGUGUUCCUCAGGUGUCCAUGUGUAGUUUGUAUGUACACAGGGUGUCCAACGUUUUAUUUAUUUUUACUAAGUAACACUAACAAGCUCCACUACGCCCAUGUCUUAUCUCCUACAGAUAAAUGAUCCUUAAAGGAUUAGACGUUUUCUAGUUUAAGUAGUGAGACGACCCCUAUUAUUCUAGUCCUUUAGCAAUAAGUGUGUAAAUAAACAGUAUCGUCAACUGUACCGCUCCGUGUAUUGGGAGCCACUGGUGUUAAACAGGUUUUAUAUUUCAGAGAUACAGGUUUGACUGUUAAAUCCGCCGAUAAUGCUGUAUUGUAUAUUUCAUUUUGGCAACUAAGGUGGCAACUGAGCAAGCUGAAUAUUAAAUGAAGUACGCUAUUGUUUGCCCUUCGUAGUAGGUUUUUUCCACAUUCGAUUUGGUAUGAAGGUGAUGGAAUUGUUUUUUUAACUUAAAAUGACAACUGCAUUUUAUAGGGUUGAUCAAAUUUAUUUUAAAUAAUGUAAAGUAUUAGAUGCAGUGAAUAACAACAAUGGUCAGGAAAUACAACAUGGAAUACGCAGUACAAAUGCUAAUUUCGGAAGGAAGUGACAGGCUCUCUUAUACAAGUGUCAAAUGUAACAGAUUCUGCCACCAGAAGCUUCUACUAAAUGUUUCUAAUGCCUUCUAAAACGCUUUAUUUAUUUAUUCAAAAAAUCCCCAACUAAAUGCUAACAUUUCAGCAGUCAUACAAUACAAUUUCUGUUCUUGACAGUUCGGUCAUUUAUGUACAUAGAUGGAAAACAACACGACUGAUCGAAAUAUUUUGUUCUUGCCACGGCCCCAGGGUUAAUCAAUAUGGACUGAAGAAACUGUACAUAAAUAAUAAAGCAAAUCUGUGCUUUAUACUAUAGUGUUGCUUUGGAAAAAUAGUUUUUAGACUGGCAAAGUACAUAUUCCUCGUUUAGAGGGAUUGGAUUUAUUCCAUACUUUUGAAAAAGUAUUAAAAAGGUGAAUGAAACACUGCAUUCCCCAUUAAAAUCCAGAGGGAAUUUACUUUACUUGUUUAAAAGGCUCACUAUGUGUGGACUCCAUGUUGCAAAUCACAAAGUACAGAAACACUGCAACAAUCAGAAAGACCAGAAACUGUACCCAAAGUGGAAUGAGGCGAUGAGACUUCUCCUCCGGAACGGGCACGCUACAUUUCACUGGGGUGGCGUUUGAGUAGGACGCAGUGCUGUAAGUCAAAGGUGUGUCGUAGUGCCUAAAAAAACAAUUAUAUUUUACCUCAAAGCAUUAUAAAAAGGAUUUCUGAAGAACUUUUCAGUGUAAAACAGUGCGCAUGUGCACGGGUUGGCAGACAAACAUGUACAUGGCUUCUACUGUGUUCAUUAAAGCAGUCAGAACUCAUUGCUACAAUGUACUGACAUUCCACAACAUUUGCUAAUGCAUCUUUGUUCGGUGCCUUUGUGAAAUGAGAAUGGGAAGAUUUGUUUACAUACAUGAGGACUCUAGGUACAUUGAAGUGAUUAACAAUGAUGACUAUUGCAACAAGAUUGUGCCCAUUUUUAAAGAUCCUUUAAGACCACAGCAGCAGUCUUCAGCACCAAUCAAUUAUGACUUAAUGCCAAACCCAUUCUGAUACUUUUGGUUGCUUCAUUGGUGAAUGCCACAAUCCCAAAAAAAAUAUGUAGGACUUGUCCUUUGAAGAGACAAACCUUAAAGUAAAUUCAAAUGGAAAAUUAGUUAGUACUUACUUGUCAACAACAUCUGGACUCCUGUAGACCUCAGACCUUGAUCGUAAGUAGGGAUUUCUAAAAGGGGAAUAAAAAAACAUAGUUUUUGUUGUGUUCUGUGAAAUAUGAAGAAAUGCAGUACACUGAUAACUUACGCAUCCUGAAGGUUCCUUUGAGCGUACUCCUGGCCUGAAUGAGAGUAUUGUUCCCUGAUUGGAAAUGACAUGUUAUCUUUAAGAGUUCAGAUAAGCGUGUUUCAGUUGCCGUUAUAGUAAGUAAAUGUGAGGUUAUAGAAUUAUUUCAUGUAAUUUUGAAUCUUACCUGUCUCCAUAGCCUUCACUCAUAGACUGAAGAAAAUAAAACAGGGCGUAAAGGAACAAUUGAUACAUGAUGUAUUUUAGAUACAUAUGAUAAAGUCGAUCAUGUUUUAGGAUACUUACAGGUGACCUAUAGCUCAAAUAGGUAACUUCUUCCUCUGAAAUUAGAACAACAAAAAUAGAUAAGAUCCGAUCGUUUUUUCUUGUAAUGCCUUGCUCUGAAGAGUUAUUACUGUGGAAUAACUUCCAAAGACCUAACAUUUAGGAAGUGAUCAAGCCAGCCAGGUGUAGACAAUGAGGUAGAAUGAGGAUGUUUGAAUAUGACAAUAUUCCCCACGGGAGUUCUCCUCUGUGCGGCCCUGUUAGUUUGUCCACCCAGGGUGAAACCCAUGUUGAAAUUGAAAGACUGUGACAAUGUUUUCCCAACACUUUUUUUUUACGUUAAUAAUGAGACCUCUAUUCACCAUGAUACCUAAAAAACAUGGGGUGUUAGGUAUCAUGGUGAAUAUAGGUCGCAUUAUUAACAUUAUUUUCUCAUAACGAGCAUCAAAUAGGAGCCGGGGAAUGUUGGUUAAUGUUUACACAAACUGUUUUUUUAUGGAUUAAUCUCGGAUAAACUCCGAACUCAGGAAGCUGGUGAAACAUAACGCUUGCUAUCUACCUUGUAUGUACAUGGAGAUAUUGCCAUAUGGACAUGGGUCUAGUAGUAACUUUCUUACCCUCUUCUCUGUAGAAGGUUUUGUCGGAGGAUGGUUUUGCCUUUCCCUUAUUACCCAUGGCCUGUUGUAUCUUCUUUUCGUACAGCGAUCUGGUUGAAUCUAUUGUUAGGCGAAACAAAACAAAUCAAUUCCAAUACUAAUAAACCACUCCAUAACGUAAACUCCAUAUCAACAUUAGGGAUUGUACUGACCCACAAUCGGUCCGUGCUUUAUUCCAUAUUCAUCAAGAAGUGCGCUUAUUUCUUGGUCGGAUUUGUUGCUCAGCGUGGACAUGGUGUUGUUUUGAGUUCCUUAAACAGGCUAACUUUGGUCAAACAGCGCGUGAAAUGUACACAAACUACGAUAUUAUACAUCCACAAUCUACUAAGACGAAACCAACUAUUUUGGUGCCUAACUAUGAAAUAUAGAGUAUGUUUGUUUCACUCGAUGGACAAGGGCAGUUCCCGCUUUGGUUCCCUAAUCUAAAUAAGUAACUCCACCCAUCUUGGCAACGGCUGUUAAAA
Molecule: messenger RNA, 5418 nt
Organism: Gadus chalcogrammus (walleye pollock)
Lineage: Eukaryota; Metazoa; Chordata; Actinopteri; Gadiformes; Gadidae
Exons: 8
Coding region: 353-1558 (401 amino acids)
Cellular component (GO): membrane
Source: RefSeq, a predicted model, not a curated record